This is a messenger RNA of Nematostella vectensis (starlet sea anemone), 1669 nucleotides long. RefSeq names its product allatostatin-A receptor. Lineage: Eukaryota; Metazoa; Cnidaria; Anthozoa; Actiniaria; Edwardsiidae. Bases 481 to 1665 code for a protein of 394 amino acids. The transcript is spliced from 2 exons. Gene Ontology annotation, biological process: G protein-coupled receptor signaling pathway. Gene Ontology annotation, cellular component: membrane. Gene Ontology annotation, molecular function: G protein-coupled receptor activity. The record is from RefSeq and is a predicted model, not a curated record.
GUUGAGUUGAUGCUCAAUACCGUCGCAUUGUCUCUUGUGUGAGAACCGACAUAUUAAAGCAGAACUCUUUCAAGUUUAUUCGCAGAAAACAUGGCCUGUAUAUAUAUAUUGCGACAGAUCAUCAUUUUCGCACGCUUCUUCAUUUUCCAUUACUUACCGGAGGCCUUUCGCAAGGCUUCCCCCUCUGUUUACUACCCAAUAAGCCACAAAUAUUUAUUGUGGGGUACUAACAUUUGUAAGAGCAACGACAAAAAUUUGUUACAAAUGGUUUGUUGUAUUUGGGAGUUUUCGCAGGCAUUAUUGGUAAGCACAAAAUACACGAGUGACAGGCUGGAAACUUUUCCAUUUCCUCCUUUUUUGCGCAUGCUCACUGAAGAAAGGCCGAUAGCCAAUCAGAAUCGCCCCAAUAUUUGAUUUCCUAGAGGCACAAAGGUACGUGGGCUCUUGGGACAAGAUUGCUGAGAUCAUAGCUUGAUCGAUAUGUUUGAUCUCUCUUUACCGACAGUAUCAUCUGCUAGAUUGAGACUUGGAAACCCAUUCAUGGCAAGCAACUGGUCCGAGCCAUGGAGGAAGCUUUACGCAGACGAGCUCCUUAACAGAACACCGAUACGGGUUGGCAUUGAAACCACAGUUUUUCUGUUGAUCAACUGUUUGUCACUAUUCGGUAAUAUCCUGAUAUGCUUUGUUAUCAUCCAAACGAACGGUCUUCGCCGAAACACAACAAAUGUAUUGAUAGUUGGCUUAGCAGUCUCGGAUAUUCUCCAGGCCCUCUUCGGCAUGCCGCUGACUUGCGGUGUCCUUCUAACGGGAAAGUGGAUCUUCGGGGAGUUCCUCUGCAAAGUCCAGGGGUUCUGGCUUCUGUUCCUAGGAUUCGUUUCACUGCACAGCAUGGCGUUGACCGCGCUCAAUCGAUACUUUUGCGUGGUGAGACCGGAGAUGUAUCGACGUCUAUGUACCAGGAAAGCAUCAUUGAUUAAGCUGAGUGUCGUAUGGGUAUUUGCUCUAGCUAGUGUUGCUAUCCCUCAAUUUUCUAAGAAUAUUUCAUUUCGCUUCCAAGCUAACCGUGCCGCGUGUUUCAUAACGUUGGUUGAUUUCACUGAAAAUAUGGUCUACACUGUAUUCAGUCUCGUGGUGUUUAUAGCACCUACUUUGGGUAUUAUAGUGGGAUGCUACACCAAGGUGUACAUGGUUAUCAGACAGCAUAAGAGACGUUUGCGGCCUGCUGCAACGAAUUACCUAAAUAGGUCUUCGAACAAUCUCCAGCUACCACAGUCAACCCAAAGACGACGGCUAUCAUCAGCGCGCAACCGCAUCAUCUCUUUAGAAGAAAUCCGCGCAACUAACAUGCUUUUCGCGAUCGUCCUCGGCUUCGGCUCAUGCUGGAUACCUUCUAUAUUAGUCGAAUUGGUUGACUCCGCUCUCCCAGGGGGAGUGGUCCCACGCGAGCUUUAUGUCACCUAUAUCUUCUUGGCGUUUCUUUCAUGCGCGAUCAACCCGAUUCUUUACAGUAUAAUGAGUCGCACGUUUCGACGUGCCACUAUGCACGCUUUACGGUCUUGUUGCAUUCUGGGAGCUGUCGACGAUCCAACGCCGUUUUCUGCUGAACCUCGCCCUAGGCCGUCGAUACGAAUCAAUGGGAUCGCCAGAAAGCAAGAAAAUGUAUAGUCAA